AUGAGUCACAUUAUCACAGUAAUAGCUCCAAUAAAUAUUGCAGUAAUAAAGUACUGGGGCAAACGCGAUGAAGAGCUGAUAUUACCGUUAAAUGAUUCCGUUAGUGCUACUUUAGAUACGAAUGUUAUGUGCGCUAAAACUUCUGUAUGUGCUCAUCCAGAUCUGACCGAAAAUGAGAUAUGGUUAAAUGGAAUUCAAGCUUCCUUUAAUAAUCAACGACUGCAGAACUGUUUAAACGCAAUUAAAGGUCUAGCCAAAGAAGAAAAAAGUGUUGACGAAAACUUUUUGAAGUGGAGUAUUCGUAUUUGUUCUGAAAAUAAUUUUCCUACUGCCGCAGGAUUAGCAUCGUCUGCAGCAGGAUACGCCUGCUUAGUGACUGCUUUAGCUAAAUUAUAUAAAAUAAAAAAAGAUGUUAGUGCAAUUGCUAGACUUGGAUCUGGAAGUGCUUGUAGAAGUAUGUACGGUGGUUUCGUAAGGUGGCAUGCCGGUACUAACCCUGAUGGAAGUGAUUCAAUAGCUUCUCAAGUAACGGAUCAUUUACAUUGGCCUGAAAUGAGAGUGCUCAUACUUGUGGUUAAAGAUAUAAUGAAGCACACAAGUUCGUCAAAGGGAAUGAAGUUGUCAGUGGAAACUUCAGAAUUACUUAAACAUCGAGUUAAAAAUUGUGUUCCAAAGCGGAUUGAUGAAAUAUGUGAAGCUAUACAAACCAAAAACUUCUCUAAAUUUGCAGAAUUGACAAUGAAAGACAGUAACCAGUUCCAUGCAGUUUGCUUAGACACAUAUCCUCCUUGUGUGUAUAUGACUGAUGUUUCUCACAGAAUAGUAGAUAUUAUUCACAAGUAUAACGAGUUAUCUGGUGAAGUAAAAGUAGCUUAUACAUUUGAUGCAGGGCCAAAUGCAUGUUUGUAUUUAUUAGAAAAAGAUGUGCCAGAUGUAAUUUCUCUUAUAAAGAAAACAUUCCCCUCUUCGAAUAAUGAGUUUAUUAAAGGUUUAGAAAUUCCAAAAAUACAAAAUACAGAGAUUCUUAAAGAAUUUCCAAUACAGCCACUUGAUAUGGAUUUAAUUAAAUAUUUAAUUUAUACUAAAGUUGGAGAUGGCCCAAAAAUGCUGGUAGAUGGCCCUCAUCUAUUAGAUAGCCAAGGCCAAAUACUAAACAGUGUU
This is a messenger RNA of Brenthis ino (lesser marbled fritillary), 1161 nucleotides long. Lineage: Eukaryota; Metazoa; Arthropoda; Insecta; Lepidoptera; Nymphalidae. The record is from the annotation of a GenBank genome assembly.